AUGAAUAAGAUUGUCUCAUCCGCGAAAGAGAAGCAAAAUGAAUCUGUUUUUUUGCGUGAAUGGAUCCUGUCAGACGUACUCGCAGUCAUGAAGGAGCAUGCUCCUCUCCCUAUAUGGCCUGCGGUUCCUAAUUUCGUACCGCCCCUGGCCAAGCUGCACGGCCAUGUGCCAUUUAAAUCAGAAAUUCUGCUAAACAGGCGUCAUUUCUUGAAGAUUACGAACUUUCACAGGGUCGAGAAGUUUGCGGUAUUCGCAUCGGGCAGAGAUAAUAACUGCCGCAUCCUUAGUUGA
This is a messenger RNA of Lachancea thermotolerans CBS 6340, 291 nucleotides long. Its product is annotated as KLTH0F12606p. NCBI's taxonomy places the organism in Eukaryota, Fungi, Ascomycota, Saccharomycetes, Saccharomycetales, Saccharomycetaceae. The record is from RefSeq and is a predicted model, not a curated record. Bases 1 to 291 code for a protein of 96 amino acids. The transcript has a single exon.